GCAAUGCCAGCAUCCCAGGCACGCUCCAGGGCCAGGGACAGGAACAAUGUCCUCAACAGGGCUGAGUUCCUCUCCCUGAACCAGCCCUUGAAGGGGAACCAGGAGGGCAGGAGUUCUGGCAGGAAGCAGAGUGGCCAGGCUGGGGCAGCCGCUGCCCAGAACGGCAAUGCCAAGGAGAGGAGGCAGUCGCAGCAGCUGCCCGAGGAGGACUGCAUGCAGCUCAACCCUUCCUUCAAGGGAAUUGCCUUCAACUCCCUGCUGGCCAUCGACAUCUGCAUGUCCAAGAGGCUGGGAGUGUGUGCCAACAGAGCCUCCUCCUGGGGUGGUGCCCGCUCCAUGAUCAGCCUGCUGGGGAUAACGGGGCACGGGAUCCCCUGGAUUGCAGGCACCCUCAUCUGCCUGGUGAAGAGCAGCACGCUGGCAGGCCAAGAGGUCCUCAUGAACCUGCUGCUAGCCCUGCUGCUGGACAUCGUGGUGGUGGCUGGUCUGCAGAAGCUGGCCAAGCGGAAGGGUCCUUACGACGUCACCCCCGGCUUGUUGGACUACCUGACCAUGGACACCUACGCCUUCCCGGCCGGGCACGCCAGCAGGGUGGCCAUGCUCUCCAAGUUCUUCCUCAACCACCUGGUCCUGGCCAUCCCCCUGCGGAUCCUGCUGGUGCUGUGGGCGCUCUGUGUGGGCUUCUCGCGCGUCAUGAUCGGGAGGCACCACAUCACCGACGUCCUCUCCGGCUUCGUCUUUGGCUACCUGCAGUUCAGGCUGGUGGAGCUGAUAUGGAUGUCUUCCAACACCUGCCAGAUGUUGAUAUCCAUCUGGUGAGCACCAGAGACUCGCUGCUCUCCCGCUGGAGGCCAGCAGGGACUUGGAGAGUCUCCCUCCCCAGCUGUGGGCUGGAGGCAGGGGCACCCUCUGUCGCCUCUGGCCUUUUGUGGUGUUGCUUCCUCGCCUGACAAGAAGACAAAACCAAGAUGUUCCUCAGGCUGGAGUGGGGUUUAGCAGCCAAGGGCCACACCUGUCCUAUGGCCAUAUCCUCAAACUGUGUUUGGACAGCAACCUAACUAAGCUUGGUGGGUGAGAGAAAUGAGCUCCCUG
Indicator indicator is the source of this 1092-nucleotide messenger RNA. It is a transcript of the gene PLPP7, whose product is annotated as phospholipid phosphatase 7 (inactive). Gene Ontology annotation, cellular component: nuclear envelope. The transcript has 2 exons. NCBI's taxonomy places the organism in Eukaryota, Metazoa, Chordata, Aves, Piciformes, Indicatoridae. The record is from RefSeq and is a predicted model, not a curated record. Gene Ontology annotation, molecular function: sphingosine-1-phosphate phosphatase activity. The coding region runs from base 4 to 819 and encodes 271 amino acids.